Alternaria atra is the source of this 645-nucleotide messenger RNA. RefSeq lists its product as uncharacterized. The record is from RefSeq and is a predicted model, not a curated record. The transcript has 2 exons. The coding region runs from base 1 to 645 and encodes 214 amino acids. Lineage: Eukaryota; Fungi; Ascomycota; Dothideomycetes; Pleosporales; Pleosporaceae.
AUGACGGAUCCAUCAUCUUCGGCACCGGAGUCCAACAAAAUCACAACCAAGGACAGUACAGUACUCGAACGUGACAUGAUGAUGCCCUUGCUAGCCACGUGGCUAGAGGAUGCUCCAUCGAAUAAUCAAAAUCUUAGAGUUCCCGUAGCGCAACUGUUCGCCGAGUUGCAGAAGACCUACACGACGGUGGGUAGCACAGCAGCCCAAGCGACAGAGUACUCGCACGCAGAACGCGCUCCAGACGAAGACCAUCCAUGUCCGCGCCAGCACGACCAGAGUUCCGGUAGCUCUGCCUCGGGCCGGGUAAAUCACUCGCCCGUGUUAUCACCAGCCGCUGCAGAGUUUCGAAACUGGCUUAAUGCAGCGCAUCCCGAAUGCGCUUCUCCACCAAACAUCGUCGGUGUGACGAGCGAAGAGCCAGAAACACCUGCCUCAGAUGAGACAUACGAACCAUCGGAUGAGUUACCGGACUACGCGACGCCGAUUGGAACGAUCAUACCUAGGAUUGAAGUGGAUUCACUUGGUUCCUCUACAACCCCCAGCUCUCUUAACUCGGAGACGCCCGAGGGGCCUGUUCGGGGGUGUCAGAUAGACGCGCCGCACUGGGUUAGACAAGCAAGCGCACGAUCAUCGCCAUCGCUGUAG